This is a messenger RNA of Saprolegnia parasitica CBS 223.65, 991 nucleotides long. RefSeq names its product spermidine synthase. Lineage: Eukaryota; Oomycota; Saprolegniomycetes; Saprolegniales; Saprolegniaceae. Gene Ontology annotation, biological process: spermidine biosynthetic process. The coding region runs from base 44 to 925 and encodes 293 amino acids. Gene Ontology annotation, cellular component: cytosol. The transcript has a single exon. Gene Ontology annotation, molecular function: spermidine synthase activity. The record is from RefSeq and is a predicted model, not a curated record.
UGCAUUUCGCUCCGCCUUCCGCAGUAGCCGCAUACUCAGCACCAUGUCGACGACCCAGUGGUUCAGCGAGACCGAGGCCAUGUGGCCAGGCCAGAAGUUCUGCCUCGCGCAGGAAGAAGUCCUCUUCCACGGCAAGUCGGACUUCCAGGACGUCCUUGUCUUCAAGAGCCAGACGUACGGCAACGUGCUCGUCCUCGACGGCGUGAUCCAGGUCACGGAGCGCGACGAGUUCUCGUACCAGGAGAUGAUCUCGCACCUCCCGCUCUACUCGCACGCCAACCCCAAGUCGGUGCUCAUUGUCGGCGGCGGUGACGGCGGCGUCCUCCGCGAAGUCGCCAAGCACCCGAGCGUCGAGAAGAUCGUCAUGUGCGAGAUCGACCCGAUGGUCUGCGAUGUCUCCAAGAAGUUCUUUGCCGACACGCUCGCGACGACGUUCAACGACCCGCGCCUCACGCUCAUGCACGACGACGCGGCGGCGUUCCUUCGCAACGGCGACUGCGGCAAGUACGAUGUCAUUAUCGUCGACUCGUCGGAUCCGGUCGGCCCCGCCGAGGUCCUCUUCCGCUCGGAGUUCUACGAAAACAUGAAGAACGCGCUCAACCCGAACGGCAUUGUGUGCACGCAGGGCGAGUGCCUCUGGCUCCACAUCGACUUGAUUGCUGAUGUGCUUGGCCGCGUCGGCGGGUUCUUCCCGACGGUCCAGUACGCCUACACGACGAUCCCGACGUACCCGUCCGGCCAGAUUGGUUUCGUGCUCUGCUCGCUCGACGAGUCGCCCAACGCGCUCAACAAGCCCAAGCGCAUCGUCGACGAAAAGACGGCCGAGAACCUCCGCUACUACAACUCCAAGAUCCACGAGGCCGCGUUCGUGCUGCCGUCGUUCGCCGAGAAGAAGAUCGCGCCGGUCCGCAAGACCACCGUCUAACACCCGCCACAUUUUGACCAAAUUUUAAAUUUAACAAAGUGUGUAGUGUACAGUCCGACUCAAAAA